AUGCUUUCCAAGUACCUUGCCUUCACUACCUUGAUGGCCUUGGCUGUCGCCCUCCCUGUCACCCCAUCUGGCUCUGAGACUGCGGGGGUUGAGAUCCCUGACUCUAGCAUCUCUGUUAAUCUUCCUCCUGCCAACGUCAACAAGCGUGAGGUUGAGAACACUGAUUCUGACAUCUCCAUUAAUCUUCCUCCUGUCAAUGUUGACAAGCGUGCUGUGGCAUUCUAUGUUGCAUCAAAGGAUGACCCCAAUGUUGCCAAACGUGCUGUUGCGUUCUACGUUGCUCCCAAGGAGGGUGCCAAUGUUGACAAC
This is a messenger RNA of Rasamsonia emersonii CBS 393.64, 309 nucleotides long. RefSeq lists its product as uncharacterized. The record is from RefSeq and is a predicted model, not a curated record. The annotation marks the transcript as partial. The transcript is spliced from 2 exons. Lineage: Eukaryota; Fungi; Ascomycota; Eurotiomycetes; Eurotiales; Trichocomaceae.